CUCUUAUCAUCUACAUCCUUAUCAGCAGACCCCGCACGCCCGCCUUUGUUUUCUCCCUUGUAUCUUUCUUUACCCCCUCCUCAAUCCCACCCUCAAUAAAACCAAGCAACCAACAAACAAUAUCCAUCAACUCCCUAAUAUUCUAUAUUACCCACAACAUGUCCUCUGAAGAGAAUACAACAUUCCAAAUCCACUACUUCGCCUCCGCAUCCACCUACACAGGCAAACAAUCCGAACGACUCCCCGCCCCCUUACCGCUGCCGAAACUCUUCGAUACCCUUGAGUCCAUGUACCCGGGGAUCAAAGAGAAGGUGUUGAGUAGUUGUGGGGUGAGUCUAGGGGAUGAGUAUGUGGAUGUUGAGGCUGAUGGGGAGGUGGCUAUUAAGCCUGGGGAUGAGGUUGCGGUGAUUCCGCCGGUUAGUUCGGGGUGAUCAACGGUCUACUCCUAUUGGAAUGAGUGGUAUUGGUUACUUGUG
Molecule: messenger RNA, 476 nt
Organism: Aspergillus costaricaensis CBS 115574
Lineage: Eukaryota; Fungi; Ascomycota; Eurotiomycetes; Eurotiales; Aspergillaceae
Product: MoaD/ThiS family protein
Exons: 2
Coding region: 159-431 (90 amino acids)
Biological process (GO): Mo-molybdopterin cofactor biosynthetic process
Cellular component (GO): cytosol
Source: RefSeq, a predicted model, not a curated record